Hippocampus zosterae (dwarf seahorse) is the source of this 3666-nucleotide messenger RNA. RefSeq names its product kinesin-1 heavy chain. Gene Ontology annotation, biological process: microtubule-based movement. The transcript is spliced from 26 exons. NCBI's taxonomy places the organism in Eukaryota, Metazoa, Chordata, Actinopteri, Syngnathiformes, Syngnathidae. The record is from RefSeq and is a predicted model, not a curated record. Gene Ontology annotation, molecular function: ATP binding; microtubule motor activity; microtubule binding. The coding region runs from base 261 to 3158 and encodes 965 amino acids.
CAGGCAGCAGCAGUCAGCAGCCAGGAUUCAUCCACCGGUGUCAUGGCUUCCUAACAGUCGGGGGGACUGAAUGAGAGCGAAAACAAGCCCGCUUGUCUCCAAGGCCCGACGCGCUAUCACCCUUUUCCCAUCGAACCGAGGAAGGGGGGCUGGCCCGGCCUCGAUUUUUGCUCAGGAUAGACCUUUUCAAAUUAUUUCUGUUGCAUUUGAGCCUUCAAUUCCCCCCGACGUUUUAAAGGCAAGCACCGCGCUGGUGGAAGAUGGCCGACCCGGCGGAGUGCACCAUCAAAGUGAUGUGCCGUUUUAGGCCUCUCAAUAGCUCCGAGGUUACUCGAGGAGACCGAUACAUUCCCAAGUUCCAAGGGGAAGACACCGUUAUUAUCUCGAGCAAACCGUACAUGUUCGACCGAGUCUUUCAGUCCAGCACGAGUCAAGAGCAAGUGUACAAUGCCUGCGCCCAAAAGAUUGUGAAAGAUGUUCUUGAGGGAUACAAUGGGACGAUUUUUGCAUACGGCCAAACGUCCUCUGGGAAAACCCACACCAUGGAGGGGAAUCUCCACGACACAGACGCUAUGGGCAUCAUCCCCAGGAUAGUGCAAGACAUCUUCAACUACAUCUACUCCAUGGACGAGAACCUGGAGUUUCAUAUCAAAGUUUCCUAUUUUGAAAUAUAUUUAGAUAAGAUCCGGGACCUGUUGGAUGUGUCAAAGACCAAUCUGUCAGUGCACGAAGACAAAAAUAGAGUACCUUAUGUGAAGGGUUGCACCGAGCGCUUUGUAUGCAGUCCGGACGAGGUCAUGGACACCAUCGAUGAAGGCAAAUCCAACAGACACGUAGCAGUCACAAACAUGAAUGAGCACAGCUCCAGGAGUCACAGCAUCUUCCUGAUCAACGUCAAGCAAGAGAACACCCAAACGGAGCAGAAGCUGAGUGGGAAACUCUACCUGGUUGAUCUGGCUGGUAGUGAAAAGGUCAGCAAAACAGGAGCGGAGGGAGCUGUGCUGGACGAAGCCAAGAAUAUCAACAAGUCUCUCUCAUCCCUGGGGAACGUCAUCUCAGCUCUGGCUGAGGGAACGGCAUACAUCCCUUACCGAGACAGCAAGAUGACACGUAUCCUUCAGGAUUCACUGGGCGGCAAUUGUCGCACCACCAUCGUCAUCUGCUGCUCACCCUCUUCCUACAACGAGGCUGAAACCAAAUCAACCCUCAUGUUCGGACAAAGAGCAAAGACCAUCAAGAACACCGUGACUGUGAACGUUGAGCUGACAGCAGAACAAUGGAAGCAGAAAUACGAGCGUGAGAAGGAAAAGAACAAGACCCUGAGGAACACCGUCACUUGGCUGGAGAAUGAGCUCAAUCGCUGGAGAAAUGGCGAGAGCGUUCCGGUAGAGGAGCAGUUCGACAAGGAGAAGGCCAAUGCUGAGGUUUUGGCCCUUGACAACAUCCUCAACGACAAGUCGGCGUCCACGCCCAACGUGCCAGGCGUGCGCCUCACCGACGUGGAGAAGGACAAGUGCGAGGCGGAGCUGUCCAAGCUCUAUAAGCAACUGGACGACAAGGAUGAAGAGAUCAACCAGCAGAGCCAGCUGGCUGAGAAGCUGAAGCAGCAGAUGCUGGACCAGGAGGAGCUGCUGGUAUCCUCACGCCGCGACCAUGAGAACCUCCAGGCUGAGCUCAACCGCCUGCAGGCUGAAAACGAGGCCUCUAAGGAGGAGGUGAAGGAGGUGUUGCAGGCUCUGGAAGAGCUGGCUGUCAACUACGACCAGAAGAGUCAGGAGGUGGAGGACAAGACCAAGGAGUUUGAAGUUAUCAGUGAGGAGCUCAGCCAGAAAUCGUCCAUCCUGUCAUCGUUGGACUCCGAGCUGCAGAAGCUUAAGGAGAUGUCGAACCACCAAAAGAAGAGGGUGACGGAGAUGAUGUCAUCACUUCUCAAAGACUUGGCUGAGAUCGGCAUCGCCGUGGGCAGCAAUGACAUCAAGCAGCAUGAGAGCGGCAGCGGUCUGAUCGACGAGGAGUUCACUGUGGCCCGUCUUUACAUCAGCAAGAUGAAGUCGGAGGUGAAGAGCAUGGUGAAGCGCUGCAAGCAGCUGGAGGGCACCCAGUCGGAGAGCAACAAGAAGAUUGACGAGAAUGAGAAAGAGUUGGCCGCCUGCCAGCUGCGAAUCUCGCAGCAUGAGGCAAAGAUCAAGUCCCUGACGGAGUACCUGCAGAAUGUGGAGCACAAGAAGAGGCAGCUGGAGGAGAAUGUGGACUCGCUCAACGAGGAGCUGGUCAAGAUCAGCGCUCAGGAGAAAGUCCAUGCCAUGGAGAAGGAGAAUGAGAUACAGACAGCCAAUGAAGUCAAGGAAGCCGUGGAGAAACAGAUCCACUCUCACCGCGAGGCUCACCAGAAACAGAUCAGCAGUCUGAGGGACGAGCUGGACAACAAGGAGAAGCUCAUUACAGAGCUGCAGGACCUGAACCAGAAGAUCAUGCUGGAGCAGGAGAGGCUACGAGUGGAGCACGAGAAGCUCAAGUCUACCGACCAGGACAAAAGCCGCAAGCUGCACGAGCUCACGGUAAUGCAGGACAGACGGGAGCAGGCCAGGCAGGACCUGAAGGGUCUGGAGGAGACAGUGGCAAAGGAGCUGCAGACUCUGCACAACCUGAGGAAGCUCUUUGUCCAGGACUUGGCCACACGUGUAAAGAAGAGUGCCGAGAUGGACUCAGACGACACUGGGGGCAGCGCGGCUCAGAAGCAAAAAAUAUCCUUUCUUGAGAACAAUCUUGAGCAGCUCACCAAGGUUCACAAACAGCUUGUGCGUGACAAUGCAGAUCUUCGAUGUGAGCUUCCGAAACUGGAGAAGCGCCUUCGUGCUACGGCUGAGCGGGUCAAAGCGCUGGAGUCUGCACUGAAGGAGGCAAAGGAAAACGCCGCCCGCGACCGCAAGCGCUACCAGCAGGAGGUCGACCGCAUCAAGGAGGCUGUCAGGGCCAAGAACAUGGCCAGGCGGGGACACUCCGCCCAGAUUGCUAAGCCCAUCCGACCUGGGCAACAGCCGGUGGCGUCCCCCACCCACCCCAACAUCAACCGCAGUGGGGGAGGUUUCUACCAGAACAGCCAGACAGUGUCCAUCAGGGGCGGCAGCUCUGCCUCUACCAAGACGGACAAGAACUGAAAUGAGCAAGAUGACGGACGACACCAUAGAAGAAGCCAAUAUCAUCCGACUCCUGUCCCCUCCCUCUGCGCCCACUAGCGGCCCAUGUUGGCCCAUCAUUCCAUUACUGCGUCCCAGCCACCAAGGAGUGAGUGUGCGGAUUAUAAAUAUAUAUAAAUAUUCUCGGCUGUAUGGCUCUGACCCGCUUACAUCCCUGUCACCACAAAAACAAAAAGAUGACAGAUUGAGUUUACAACACAAGCAACUAAAAAAAAAAAAAAAAUAUGAAUAACGAUAUCCAAAUGACCAGUCUUGAACAGCCGCAGCAGCCUUGGCCAGCAAAAACUGCACGCGACUUGAAUGUGUAGCUUUCCUUUUUUCCUUUUUUUUUCUAGUUUAUUUUUAUUUUUUGUGGCACACGUCUGUCAUCGUGGUUGUCGUGUGAGUAGUUGAGUUGUGCACUGCUGCCCCCAUGCCCCCAAGCUGAAUGUAACACUAAUGUAAUAAAUAAUAAAAGGUUAAAAAAAAA